Asterias rubens (European starfish) is the source of this 2628-nucleotide messenger RNA. RefSeq names its product metabotropic glutamate receptor 4-like. Gene Ontology annotation, cellular component: membrane. Gene Ontology annotation, biological process: G protein-coupled glutamate receptor signaling pathway; regulation of synaptic transmission, glutamatergic. NCBI's taxonomy places the organism in Eukaryota, Metazoa, Echinodermata, Asteroidea, Forcipulatida, Asteriidae. The coding region runs from base 1 to 2628 and encodes 875 amino acids. Gene Ontology annotation, molecular function: adenylate cyclase inhibiting G protein-coupled glutamate receptor activity. The record is from RefSeq and is a predicted model, not a curated record. The transcript is spliced from 2 exons.
AUGGGUUGGAGGCAUCGGACUUUCCGGAACGCAAAGAGGAUCAUGUUCUGUCACUUUCUUGUCGCGUUGCUCGUCCUGCACGUUGCAAACACGGCGCGUUUACCAAAAAUAGUAUGUAAGGUUUAUAACAGUUCUGGUGAUGUUUACAUUGGGGGUAUAUUCUCCCUCCAUAAAGACGGUCCGGAGGAUAAAAACUGCGGGGAACUUGGCCCUGUAUCUGCCCUACAGCUAACUGAAGCCAUGGUCUUUGCUGUGAAAACCAUUAACGAAGACGACACCGUUUUACCCAACAUUACAUUGGGGUUUAUGAUUCACGAUGACUGCUCUCGGGCCGAGUACGCACUGUGGGGUUCACUCGCUCUUGCCAUGGGUGCCGAACCAACCGUAGAUGGAAAGUACUGCAUUGUCCCUGGUCCUAGGAUCAGAGACAGGACUGAAAUAGCCAUGGGUGUUUUAGGCACGGAAGAAACUUCAAGCUGCGAAGUGGUCGUCAGCACGGCCGGCCUGUUCAAGACGCCGCAUGUCACAUACGGCGCUACGGGUUCGGAGCUCUUCGAAGAACACCAAAACCCAUACUUCUUCGCCACAAUAUCCCCCGAUACAUACAGGGCUGAGGGUAUCGUAGACGUCUUGGCUCACUUCAGAUGGGAAUAUGUAGCGCUGAUAUACUCGUCCGACCAAAGCAUACUAGACCUUGAGCGUGAGGUUUAUGAUGAGGCGUCAGAACGAAGUGAGUUGUGCAAGUUGAUCAGGACGGAGGUGAGUAGGCAUCCCACCCAUACUGAAUUGAACGAUUUGGUAAAGACCCUCAGAGACAACCCCCGUGCUCAUGUCGUGGUGCUGCUAACCGAAUCGGCCGACACUACUCGUGCCGUAAUAUCUGCUGUUCGGUCGGCACAACCACCGCUCAUACGGACCUGGUUGGCGGGAGAUUCGUUCGGAAACCAGAUUGAACCCAAUGAAUUUCCACAGGGAACACUCUUCAUUGAAUAUUUUAAACCCAAACUGGUGAGGUUCGAAGAACACUUUCGUUCUCUGGCGCUGAACGGCUCGAAUGCCAACCCUUGGUACGAUGAGUUUUGUCAAGGAACUGACAUUUGCCAAACCUCAAGCGAAGACGGUUUCAGUGAGUUUAACCCCAUGCUUGCUCCUGUAAUGGACGCUGUUUUUUCGCUUGCACAUUCCCUCGAUAAAGCAUUUCGUGAUUUCUGCAAUACCUCAUUCACAGAAUGCUUAGUUGAAAAUCAUAUUAGGGAAACUUUUGUGGACCAGCUUAGUAGCAUCUCGUUUCAGGGGACGAGAGGCGAAUUCAACUUUGAGAAUAGCUACGUUCCAGGCAGGUUUACUGUAUGGAAUGUACAAAACAUUAACGGUGUGGUCAAACUGGUUGACGUUGGUGUUUGGGAUUUUGGUUUAGGUGAAGAACGACUGCACAUCAACGAAAAUUUGAUCCAGUGGAACGUCGAACAUGAUAUGACUCCAAAGUCUGAAUGUCGAGAAGCAUGUGAACCCGGGUUCGUCGUCGAGAAAGACCAGGUCAAAUCUUGCUGCUGGGGGUGCCGUGAAUGCAGAAUGGGCGAUAUCGUCAGCGGUACUAAAUGCGUCCAGUGUGCACAGAACGAAUGGCCAAAUAAAGACUACAGCGUUUGUGACAAACUAAUCGGAAAGACUGUGACUCUGGACGCGCCGAUAAUCGCUGUUCUAGUUGCAAUGAUAGGUAUCGCUCUGCUACUUUGUGGACUUACAACGUGUGGCAUGAUCAGACAUCGUCAACAUGCCCUGAUUAAGGCAAGUAGCCGAGAACUCAGUGCCGUCAAUAUCGUUGGAAUAUUACUCUCCCUCGUUGCCAUCGUCCCCUUCCUCAGCUCGCCCAGUGCUGUCGUCUGUGGUUUGGGGGAGAGUCUCUAUGUCUUGUCCUUUACAAUGAUGUAUGCCCCUCUACUCCUGAAGGUGAACCGCAUCUACAGGAUCUUCGAGAGUAGCACAAAGACCGUAAGACGUCCUCGGUUUACCGGAUCAACAGCGCAGUUGACGAUCGUAGCACUGCUUGUCAUAACCCAGGUCGUGGUCAUCAUAGUAUCUGCCCUGGUCUCACCAGGCACUUGGUUCACCACAAUAGAGCUAUACCCCACCCAGGCUGAAAACAAACCCAGGACCCUGGAGAUCUUCUGCAACAUUGGCAGUGGGUUCCUGGCGUCGAUGAGCUACAACUUGAUCCUUCUCUUAGUGUGUUGUUUCUACGCCUACAAGGCUCGCAACGUUCCUGGCAACUUCAACGAGGCGCGGUUUUACGCAGCCUGCGUCUACACCACAUUGGUUCCGAUCGUGGCUGCCCUGCCGAUGUACCUUACCGCUGACAAGGCAAUUAUUUCAGCUUUCUCGAUCGGUCUCGUCCCCGUCAUCAACGGCUAUGUCACUCUUAUUUUUGUCUAUCUAUCCAAGCUGUUCGCGGUUGUCCGCGGUUACCAGGAGCGGCCAAAUAAUAAUACAGCGGAUCAAAAUCGCGUUGGAAAGAACACUUUGCAGAGCCAGUUUAUAAUGGGCGGGAAGGGUAAAGUUCACCCUACGACGUCUGAAACUAUGGGUGCUGGCUCAAGCCAAAUGGAAGACGCCAAAGAACAAACUUAA